Galleria mellonella (greater wax moth) is the source of this 11249-nucleotide messenger RNA. RefSeq names its product endoribonuclease Dcr-1 (gene Dcr-1). Gene Ontology annotation, molecular function: deoxyribonuclease I activity; protein binding; RNA binding. Gene Ontology annotation, biological process: apoptotic DNA fragmentation; siRNA processing; pre-miRNA processing. The transcript has 43 exons. Gene Ontology annotation, cellular component: RISC complex; cytoplasm; nucleus. The record is from RefSeq and is a predicted model, not a curated record. The coding region runs from base 295 to 8400 and encodes 2701 amino acids. Lineage: Eukaryota; Metazoa; Arthropoda; Insecta; Lepidoptera; Pyralidae.
AGCGCCUCAGAAUCGACCUCAAUAUUGUUUAGCCGAUUUAACAUUGUUUUGUCGGAUUUCUUUUUUUAAUUUUGUCGUAUUUGUGUUUUAUUGGAUAUCUAUUCGAUAAUUUUUGUAAAAGAAGACAAUAGACAAGGGAUUUAAUAAUAAGAUUUGUAUAUAAUAGUAAAGAAUAAAACAUAAAUUAGAGUUUCGGACAUUGUGUGGAAUAAGGAUUCUGAAAAUUCUUUUUUUAAAUGGAGAAACUAAUGUAAUUAUGCUUGUGAAUUUUGGAAGCCAGCAGCUGUGAAGACAAUGGAGUCCAGCUGUUCCCGGUUUACCGCAGCUGAGGGCGGUGCUCGGCUAGCUGCGGCCGCUGCUGAGAAGAACAUCCUUGUGGUAGAGCAUACGGCAUUUAUUUCAACACGGCUGCUAUAUGAGGACGCCUACAAGAUACGAGGUAAACUAUCAGCAGGUCGGCAGAGGUCUGUGCACGUGACGCGCGCGUCCCGCGUGGACAUCCUCGCCUACGACUACCGCGCGCUGACCGAUCUGCAGCUGGUCGCCGCUCACAAGUAUGAGGAUGUGGUAGACUGGCGCCAGGAAGUGGAGGACGGCGAGGUAUUGGUGUGCACAUCAGAGGUACUGAAGCGGUUACUAGAGGAAAGGAUACUCAGUAUGCAGGAUUUAAAUAUCCUUAUUAUAGAUAGCUGCCAUGUAAUAUAUAAAGAUGACAAUCUUAAAUAUAUCUUAAAGCAAUACAAGAUGUGUGAACAGGACAGCCAACCUCGAAUAUUAGCGCUUACAUACCCACUGUUUAGUUCCAUGAAAGGUGAUUCGAAUCAUAAACAGAACAGUGAAAACGCUACAUCAUCUGCUGACUCUGGUGACACCACAGAGAAUGAUACUAAAACAGAUGAUAAAUCAGAAUUGAGCAUAGAUAACAAAGAUGCAAUGCCUGAUACAAAUAGCGAUGAUAAUUUAAAAACUAUUAAUGAUACAGAAAAUAAAAAUACAGAGGUCAUAGAUAAGUCUGAAAUAAAUACAAUAAAUGAUAAAGAGGCUGAUAAAAAAGUUAAUGAUUCUAAAAUUAAUGAAGCGGAUAAAUCAAAUGUAACUUCAGAAUCAGAUGAUGUUGAAGCAAAUACAGAUAAUAGAAAAGAAACAGAGACUAAAGCCAUAGACAACGAAGCUAGUACAGAUAAAAAAAAUCCAGAGGAGUCUGCAGAAAAAGUUGAGAAUGAAAUUGGUGUAUAUAAGAACUAUGAUGACUUUGCAAUGUAUGAACAAUUGGAGUGGAAAAUUGAGGAGUUGGAGAGAGAGCUGUGUUGCCAGAUGGAUUUGGCUGAAGACAUCGAUGGCGGGAAAAGAUUAUCAAUGUCCGUAACCAAGCUGAUGGAACUGAUCAUAGAGCACAGUCCUCGUCCACCUCUGGACCAAUUGCCCGAACCGUACGUAGAAUUGGAAAGGUUCAUGAGGGAGGCAGUGGACGAUGCUAUGGCAUUCCUGUAUGAACAUAGAUACGACCUGACUGAGAUAUAUGGGGAGGACAUGUAUGACGAGGUUAAGGAUAUUCCAGAUCCGAGGAUCGUUCCUAAGCAUUUAUUUAGGCAGUUUCUGUACAUACUGGACGAAUUAGGCCCGUAUUCAGCAGACAAAGCGGCUUUUUCACUACUCAUGAAACUAGAAACUCUUCGCAUAAAAACACCAUACGAACGCCACUUCCUAUUGCUACGCCUCUGUACCACGGUAUUCGUCAAAAUACGCUGUUACGCCGACUACAUAUUUUCGUCUUAUCCUUCCGAUUGGGACAAAAUAAAAUACUUUAGCACGCCUAAAGUGCUUCGACUCGUCGAGAUACUGGAAAAAUUUAAACCUGACACCCCUAAUGACGGUUUGAAUAAGAAUAGCAAAGUUGAUAGUACCGCUAAAAUGUUGAGCGACAUUGAUAAAUGUGAUUUUGUUACGUUGAGCAACAAGAUCGAGGACAGAGUCAAUACAAUCGAGUCUAAUUUGAAGGAAAUAGUGCUUGAUAGUGAAAGUGAUUGUAAAGUUGAUAGUAAGAACGAUAGUGCCAUAAAUAGCCUCGAUAGUGUCGAUAAUAGUUUGAAUAAUGUUGUUGAUAGUCACGGAAAUAGACUUGAUAGUGACAAAAGUAAACGUGAUAUUGUUAGUGAUGGAGGCAGUUUUGAUAGGGACGGAUGUAGACUCGAUAGUUGCGGAAAUACACUUAAUAGUGAUGGAAAUACACUUAACAUUAGUGGAAGUAGACCUGAUUGUUGCGGAAAUACGUUUAACGGUAGUGGAAAUACAGUUAAUAGUGGUGGAACAAAACUAGAUAGUGAGAAAGGUGAUCCGCUAUGGCCAUCCCGACGUACGGGACCGCGGUCUAGGGGCAGGGGGCGGCAGGCGAGGAGCAACGCCGGGAGAGUCCAGCAGCAGCAGCAGAAUCCUGACGCUCUAUGCGGCGUCAUGUUCAUGAACGAGCCACUGAUGGCGAAGAUCAUGUUCUACUUGAUUGUGGACAUGUCCCGCUGUAACCCGGCGCUGUCGUACCUGCACGCGCAGUACUGCGCUGCCGACAGCGAGUCCAGCGAGCCCCGCGACUGCCAGCGGCAGGGCAAGAAGCAGGAGGACGUGCUGAAGAAAUUUCGAAUGCAUGAAUGCAACCUACUCCUUGCCACGUCAGCGCUGGAGGAGGGCAUUGACCUGCCCAGGUGUAACUUGGUACUCCGCUGGGACAUGCCUUCGUCGUACCGGUCGCAUGCGGCAUGCCGCGGGAGGGCGCGGGCAGCUCGAGCGGCUGCGGCGGCUGUGUGUGCCAAGAACGAGGCCUCGAAGUUACUACGCUACGUCGCCGUCUACAGGGAGCUCGACCAGAUUAUAAGUCGCAAAUGUGGAUGCGGUAUACAAGAUGAACCGCCUCAAACAGAAGAAGACCACGCCGAUUCCCUCACAUUCCUCAUCAAACCGUACACACCGCAAGACAAACAAGAGAAGACAAGUAAAACUACAUUACAAAUAGAACAGAAGGAUGUAGAAAAAGAAAGAACUUUAAAUGAUAGACUACAAGUAUCUGAUGCUAACGUAGAAAAAAUAAUUUUAGAAAAAGAUACAAAUACACCAAAAUUGGCAACUGAUACUGCAUUACACAUAGAAGAGAAAGAGAGAACUUCGAAUGAUAGGCUUCAAAUUGUAUCUAAUAUUAACGUAGAGGCAGAUACAGUUUUAGAGAGAGAUGCAAACACACCAAACUUGGAUGUAAGACUUGAUGUCAAAAGUAUUAAUAAUGAUCAAGAAUCUCUUAAAGACAAUACAAAUAUUGAUAAAUCAAAUGUAUCACUUGUUAAUGGUAUUGAAAGUAAAGACAUUCCUAGAGAUAAUCAAGAUAAAGCAAAAGCAAUAUUGCCAAAUGAUGCUAAAAUAGACGAAUUAAUAGCAAAAAAUGGUAUAAUCGAGUGUAGAAGUAAAGCGGUUAAAAUAAACGAAACACUAAAUGGUUAUAUUGAUCAAGGAGUUACCAAUAUCAAUAAUGCAAAUAAUGUAACCAAUAAAUUUGAAAUAAAUCAUUCUGAUGUCAAACAUCAAUUUGAUAAUGCAAAUAGUGACAAUGAAUUAUGCAAUAUUUUAGAAAAUGUAAAUAAAAAUGAUUCUAAUACAUUAGUGACUGAUAAUAAUGAGCAAAUAGAAAUAGAUGUAGCAAAAGAAAACAUUUUAGGGGACAAUAUUGAUGAUAAUACUAAAGAAUACAAUCAAAGUGAUCUUAAAGUAGAUGUAGUAACUGAUAGUGGUUUAAAUAAUCUUAAUAGUUAUUCAAAAAGUGAUAUAAACGAUAGAAAUGAGUGUGUAUCCGAUGGUAGACAUUCUGUUGCUGUAAACAAAGGUGGUAGUGGAACUAAGUGUGAUGGUAGGAGAGAGAAAGCGACAGACAGUAAUGCAGCUAGCGUUGAUCUUAGUACAGCAAUACCUCUUAUUAAUAGAUACUGCGCGAAACUUCCGUCCGACACGUUCACAAGACUGGCGCCGCAGUGGUGGAUGGAAGAGGUCCAGCUUCCGGUCCAGGGUGGCAAGGAAACCAGGCCGGCUUAUAUAUGCACGCUGCGGUUGCCCUUGAACUGUCCCGUCAAAUACAAUAUUGUUGGCCACCCGAUGCCGACCAGGGUACUGGCGCGGCGCAUGGUGGCGCUGCAAGCGUGCAGGAUACUCCACAAGUCCGGGGAACUGGACAACCAGUUGAUGCCCAUUGGCAAAGAGAAUUUCAAAGCGACAGAACUGGAGUCCACAGUGGGGUGUCUGAACGGCGAUACUAACGACCCCAACGAUGCAGCCCGACCCGGCACUACGAAGCGGAGGCAGUACUAUUAUAAACGGACAGCGUGGGCAUUCACGGAUUGCCAGCCGGUGAUCGACACGAGCGAUUCGGAGAUCGACUCGUCUGCUGCAACUAACGCGGGACCUGACAACCAGCCUGCCGACACGAAGGGGAAUAAAUCGGGCAAAAGGAAUAUGCUAUACGCAAUAGUGUCGAAGCUGUGGUGCGCACUGCCCGAGAGGUACAACACACGUGGAAGACGGCUGCACGCUCCUCAGAAUGCUGCACAGGCGCUCGGCAUACUGAUGGCCAGGGAGCACCCUGACAGGCUGCAGAUCCCCCCGUUCCCGGUGUACACGCGGUCUGGCGAGGUGCGCGUGUGGGUGGAAUACGUGCCGGAUGCUGACGUCAGGCUGUCGCCGCGCCGCGCCAAGCUCGUCCGCAGAUUUAUGCGGUUCGUUUUUGCUGAGGUGUUACGCGUGCAACGCCGCGGUAUGCGGCUACAAGCGGACGGCGGGACCAGUAAUAAUUAUUACAUCGUGCCCACUAUCAAAUCGACAAAAGAAGACGGCUCCGUUCACAUAGACAUCGACUGGUCAUUCCUGGAGCUGAUCUACCAGCACACGGAGCAGAAGGAGCACGCGGAAAUAGAGAAGCCGCUGUUGUUCCCCGAGAAAGAGGGGGACGGCAAGAGCGGCGAGAAAGAGAGGGACGGCGAGAAAGUCAAGAAGAUGGACAAUCCACUGCUGAAACCCGGCGAGGUGUUCCACUUCGACCCCGAGAAGUACAAGGAAGCCGUGGUGACACCGUGGUACAGGAAUCAAGAUCAGCCGCAGUUCUUCCUGGUGGCAGAGAUCUGCUGGAACUUGAACCCCGACUCGGCGUUCCCGUCGGCGACGCACGCCAGCUUCCGCGACUACUACAGCAGCAAAUACGGCGUGACCUUGACCCAGAGCGACCAGCCGCUGCUCGACGUGGACCACACGAGCGCCAGGCUCAACCUUUUAACUCCUAGGUACGUGAACCGCAAGGGCGUGGCGCUGCCGGUGUCGUCGGAGCGUACGCGGCGUGCCAAGCGCGACCGCCUCGACCAGAAGCAGAUCCUCGUGCCGGAGCUCAGCCGCCGCCACCCCUUCGCCGCGCCGCUCUGGUUCGCCGCCGUCGCGCUGCCCUGCGUGCUAUACAGGAUCAACGCCCUCCUCAUAGCGGACGAGAUCAGACGCGCGGUGGCGAUAGACGUGGGGCUUGGCAUACCCAAGAUAGAUGACGACAAAUACCCGGGCUUCCAGUGGCCACCGUUGGACUUCGGAUGGAGUCUUGCUGAGGUACUAAAUGCAGAUUCAGAGAAGAGUGAAAAGAAGACAGAUGAAGAAGAUACAGCGCUGAAAGAAGAAACGAAAACAGAAGAAUCAAACGUAAAAGAAGAGAGGGAGAACAGUACAGAAGAUCACAGCACAGAGGAGCCUAAAGAGAAGACAGCUAACGACAUAUUACAAGAGAAGGAAGACGCCGAGAAUACAUUCGAGAUCGGCAUGUGGAGUAACGAGAUGGCGUCCAACAUCCAAACUACUGAGUACAACGAGUACCUGGAGCCUCUGCCUUCGAACCUGACGCUGUGCACCUCCGCAUCUGGUGGCGUGGACUGGACCGAGAGGACCAAGAGGCAGUUCAACCCCACCCGUCCCCUGUCUGUGGCAGACAGCGAUUGUUCCUACAUGUCCAGCGAAUUCGACACGGACGAGACGGAUUCUGACGUCAGCGAUGAAAAUGACGGAUCUUACCUCAGUCCAAUGAGCUACCGGAUAGAGUACAAAACGGCCCACGAGGCGGAAGCGUUCGACGUGGAACGUAAGAAGGUGAACCCCGCACCGCUCCCUGAUGCAGAGGACGACGCGGCCGACAGGGAGGCUCACGAUGCACUGGUGCGGGUCGGGAAUGCACCGAAGGAGUACAUAGAAAAGUUCCAUCGAGCAGUCGCUUCCCACGAAAAGGAGAUAGUGGACAGAGGGUACCUAAUAAAACACGACGAGCCAAUAAAAACUAUACUGCCAGAGAACAACACGCAAAAAGUCGCAACCGCCGACGAGAAGGACGCGUCGAAACUUCUAGAAAUGUUCCCUUACAGCAGCGACAAGAUUGAAUUCACCGAUGGACAGAUAAACGUCGAGAGCGUCGAAAAAAAUAAGAGAUUCCUAUUGGCCGAAUUGAAAAAGAGCUUGUCUACGGACGAGGUUAAAAAGUUGAAGUGUUUCUCUAUGGUCGACGUUGAUAUAGACUCGGAGGAUUACGUCAACGAGAAGGUGGUGAACGUAGGCUUCGAUACGAAGGAGAGUUACGUGGAGAGGAUCAGCAAAUGGGACAGUGUGAAGGAGUUCAAGCCUUAUUUCGAAGAGGGCAGGGCGCAAAGUGGGAAGCCGUUCGAUUUUGACUACCAGCCCGAGUUGGAAGGACAUCCGGGUCCAAGUCCUAGCGUUAUUCUGCAGGCAUUGACAAUGUCGAAUGCGAAUGACGGCAUCAACCUGGAACGUCUGGAGACCAUCGGAGACAGCUUCUUGAAGUUUGCCAUCACGGCAUACCUAUACUGUGCCCACCCCACAGUGCACGAGGGGAAGCUCAGCCAUAUGAGAAGUAAGCAGGUGUCGAAUUUGAACCUGUACCGGCUGGGUCGCUGCCGGCGGCUGGGUGCUCGCAUGAUCGCGAGCAAGUUCGAGCCGCACGACAACUGGCUGCCGCCCUGCCACCGCCCGCCGCCCACGCUGCAUCACCACCAUCACCAACAGGGCGAUUCACAGGAGCAAGCUGCCCCGGAGCAACCGUCCGACGCGUCCGGUUGCUUCAUACCGUACAACCUGAUCACUCAGCACAGUAUACCAGAUAAAUCUAUUGCGGACUGCGUGGAAGCGCUAAUAGGUGCUUACUUGCUGGAGUGCGGCCCCCGGGGGGCGCUGCUGUUCAUGUCGUGGCUGGGCAUCCGCGUGCUGCCCCGCCACGACAUACCGCUGCCGGAAGGCCAUCCCUACUGCACUCCUCGACCAGAGGGCGCCACCGCGCAGAAACCCCAACCGCGGCCUUCCCCCAAACAGUGCUACGACUCCUCAGAGUCCGACACGGAGUUCUCGUCAGACGAGGAGUGUGAGCAGCAGCAGGAACAGGAGCUGGUGCCGGAGGACUGGAGCUGGCCGGGACGACCGGUGGGCUCGCUCAGGCCUUACAAGGACGAGCAGGGCAGGUGGAUGCAGCCAAUAUUCGGCGAGCUGAAGGCGCCGCCGUCGCCUCUGCUGCGCUACAUUGAAGAUCCCGAGGGAGAACUGGAACAAAUGCUCUCCGGAUACGACGCCCUGGAGAGGACCCUCCAGUACCGCUUCAAGGACCGCUCGCUGCUGCUGCAAGCGCUGACCCACGCCUCCCACAACAGUAACAGGCUCACGGAUUGCUACCAGCGGCUCGAGUUCCUCGGCGACGCCAUAUUGGACUACCUGAUCACCCGGCACUUAUACGAGGACGCCCGCCGCCAUUCGCCGGGCGCGCUCACCGACCUGCGGUCAGCGCUUGUCAACAACACUAUAUUCGCCGCGCUCGCCGCCCGACACUCCUUCCACAAGUAUUUCCGUCACAUGUCGCCGGGACUGAACGAAGUGCUCACGAAAUAUGUCAAAAUACAAGAGGAGAAUGGUCAUUCUAUUAGUGAAGAGCAUUACCUGAUACAAGAGGACGAGAUGGAGCAGGCCGAGGACGUGGAGGUGCCCAAAGCGCUGGGUGACCUGUUCGAGUCCGUUGCGGGAGCAAUAUUUUUGGAUUCCGGCAUGUCGCUGGGCGCGGUGUGGAAGUCGUACGUGAACCUGAUGGGUGCGGAGUUGGAGGCCUUCAGCGCGGCCGCGCCCAAGUCUCCGGUCAGGGAGCUGCUCGAGGCUGAGCCGGAUACAGCCAAGUUUGGCAAACCGGAGCGCUUGGCGGACGGCCGCCGCGUCAGAGUCUGCGUGGAGGUAUUCGGGCGCGGCGUGUUCAAAGGCGUCGGUCGCAACUACCGCAUCGCGAAGGGUACAGCCGCGCGGUGUGCCCUGCGGCAUCUCCGAGCCUCCGCCACCGCUAGCAAUAGGCCGAGAUGCUAGUACUUUUUUUUAAUUGAUGAUAAUGGAAUGGUAACCCCGUCUGUGCUAUGUGAAUAUGCUGGCGGGGUACCAGUGGUGGAUGAAAGGGUAAAAUAAAGCAGGUCAGUUAGCCCCUCCACCAGAAUUAACCACGAUGGUUUUCAGGGGGAAUAACGUGGAGGUCGACUUGGUAGGAUGUAUUGAUAGCUAUGGGGACUAACCUCCCAAUUACUAAUAAUAACUCUAACCCCCCCCCCCCCCCCCCCUCAUUAGACCCCGUUACUAACAUUAUUUUUUGAUAAAAACAAAAAACAAGGUUUUAAUAGAAUUGAAGCUGGGUUUUUUUAGAAACACAAUUGUCAUUGAUUAGGGGCAAAAGAGAUUGUUAGUAAUGGAGACUGAGAAUCCCAUUGCUAGCAAUAUACCUAACCAGGUCGACCUCCUCGCGGUUCCCCCUGGAAACUAUCACGGUUAAUUCCUGAUGAAUUCAUCAUGUUGGGCUAACGGGCCUGUUUUCAUUCUCAUCUAUCACCCUUCACUGGUGCUCCGCCAGCGUAUCCCGUUAGCGCAGGCGGGGUUACCAUACCAUUUUCACCCAUCAAAAAAAAUUUGUCAUUGAUUUCCGUUCAAAUAGAUUUUCUUUUAUAUAUUUAUUAUUGUUCCAAUUAAUAUAUAAAUAUGGAAGUUUGUAUGUUUGUCUUUAUGUUUUACUCUAGGGCUGUCCAAACUAGAUAAGAUCUGGGGCUAAUAAUAAUAACUAAAUUCAUUUGGGCUAAAAUAUUAUAAUUAUUUUGUUAUUGUCAACUUUACCCGAGUCCUCAGGAAUGGCAACGCAUGGGGGGUAUCGUGGGCGAAACAGUAUACUCUGUUAUGUACAUGGUACUGCUCAUGUCUAUAGGCGACGGUUACCACUUUCCAUCAAGUGGGCCGUCAGCUUGUUUGCCAUUCUAAGUUGCAUAAAUUUUUUUUUAUUAAUAUAUCUUUUACAAUUCUGUCAAUAUAGACAUCAAUAUUGGUAGUAGCUUGAAAAGAUACGGCUGGCCGCAUCAGUUCAAGCCGCGGGCCAUGGUUUGGACAGCUCUGUUCUAUUCAAUGUCGCUUAAAAAGCUAAACAGGUUUGAAUUAAAAUUUGUUAAACAAAUAAGUCACGUUCUAAGUCAACACAUAGAUUAUUGUAUAUAUUGAUUCAUGCAAGCGAAACCGCGGGAGACAGCUAGUAGACUAAUAUACCAAUUGUUUGAACGUAUUGUAUGAUGUUAAACCUAAGAACAAGGAAUUACAUAGAAGGAAUGAUAAAAUAAAAACUGUAAAUCAUAUGGGUGUCUCCUUUCUUCUUAUGCAAAUAUAAUUAGUAAAAAGAGGACGAAAGAUACACCGUCAGUUGCUAUUUUUCUCAAUUCAUAGCAGGCUAGUGUAUAGAAAAUGUUUGAUAUGUCAAUUAUUUGUCAAUGACAAAUGUUACAUUACUAGAUUAUAUAUUCGACACAGUUUAUGUAGAAAGUAUGCGAGCGGGUUGUAUCUGAACUUGGUAGGGUUUUUUUUAAUGGGUAAUAAUGGUAUGGUAACCCCGUUUGUGCUAUCGGUAUACAAUGGCGGGGCACCAGUGAUAGAUGUCUGAUGAGGAUGAAAGCAGGUUAGUUAGCCCAUCCUGACGAAUUCAACUAAAUUUAGCCACGACGGUUUCCAGGGGGAACCACGUGGAGGUAGACCUGACAGGAUAUAUUGCUAGUAACGGGGCUAUUUGACCCCAUUACUAACAAUCCCUUUCCCCCCAAUUUGGUAGGGUUAUACGGCCGUAUAACAUUUUAUAUACACUGGCCUGCUAUGAAUUGUUAAUUUUAUCACUCCUAUGUAAUUCUUAUGCUUAUGUAAUGUAGCUCCAUUCCGGCCCCGGAGUCGAAGUAAUACCGAUAUCUAUAUAUUUCAGUUGCAAUAUAUAUAUACUGGUCUAAUAAUGAAUAUGUUUAAGAUCUGUUAUCCAAAAUGUAAUAUUGGAAAACAGACUUUUACAUAGUCGUAAAUAGAUAUCUGGCUGAUAUAGGCGAAGUCCAAAUGGGUGAUGCCCUUCCGCCAUCAAUGUACAGAGGAAACCCAAUAUAUAGUUAUCGGAUCGGUAUCCAUAUUGCCCAUGUUUACAGACUAUACUUAAACUAAACAACAGGCCAAUGGCCUCACUACAAGGGAAUAGCUCGUAAGUGAUACAGGAAUUAUCGAAAUAUUUACAGGGUACAGAGGAAUAACACCUCACACCUGAGUCCUCAGGAAUGGCAACGCAUGGGGGGUAUCAUGGGCGAAACAGUAUACUCUGGUAUGUCCACGGUACUGCUCAUGUCUAUAGGCAACGGUUACCACUUUCCAUCAGGUGGUCCGUCAGGUGUUUGCCAUUCUAAGUUGUAUAAAAAAAAAAAAUUAAUCUUUCCUAAAAAGAGGUGUUUCGCGACGCAAAACAUGCGACAGCUACCAUACUAUAAUGCGGGGAUUCCCAGAACGGUCGACAUCGGUCCUUUGGCGUCGACAUUGAUUUCUCGUAAUGUAAACGAUAGCCGUAAUCGAUUUCGACCUCAAGGGACCGAUGUCGACCGUUCUGGGAAUCCCCGCAUAAGUGUAUGGUAGCUGUCGCGUGUUUGAGAGGGGGUGAGGUUAAAUCGCAGCGGGCGGCGGGCGGCAGGGAGCGUCCCUGCUGUCCUUUAGCAGUGUCGCUUAUACUGUGCUAGUUGGAUGUUAGAUAUUCCGAUAUUACCUGUAUAUUUUAAUUUUUAAAUCAAUUCUAAUAAGUCGUGAUGUAUGCAAUUUUUAAUACAAUUAGAUAUACAUUUUAUAAUUAUAUUAAUGCCAUGUAUUUCGUAAAUAAAAUGUAAUAAUAUAUAAAA